ACAGAACGAUCCGCGACUGUGAUGAAAUGGGGGUGUAGUGGCAGUGUUUUGGUUUUGACACAGACAUAUAAAACAAAAAUUUUAUAUGUUAAAUAUUAUUAUAUAUUAUUAGUUAUUACACUAAUUGACUAAUUACAUUAUAUUCAAAGCCAGAAGAUAACGUAAAUACACUAGAUAGGGCAGUUAGGCAAAUCAAUAAACAUAGAACCACAACUUACUGUUUUUCCCUUUUUAAAAUUGAUAACAAGAAUACAAGACACGUGAGAAUGUGAGAUAACUGAUAAGAAGUAUAAUAUGAAUAAUUGAAUUAUAUAUUGUAUUUCUUAAAUCGUGAAUCGUGAAUCUUGAUGUUUAUAGAAUAAUAUAAGCCACAGGGUAAUACAAAUAUUACUUAAUUUUAUUGUUUCGUUAUUCCUGUAUCGUGUUGUAGUCUGACGCAAGUGCAAGUUCUAUCAAGUCUGUGCUCAUAAAACGAUAGUUUAAAAUAAAAUGCGUCUUAAGCGCCACCAAAAAGCCGAACGCAACAUCAAUUUCUACUGCGUCAGCUUUGGUUUUCGAAAACCGUUUCAAUUGCUCGUUGAUGGCACAUUUUGUAUGGCUUCAGCACAAAACAGAGUACAAUUACGUGAAGACAUUCCAAAGUAUUUGGGCGGUGAUGUAAAAUUUUUAACCACACAGUGUGUUGUUCUUGAGACUGAAGCAUUGGGUGCUGCUGUUCGACCGGCCAUGCACAUUGUAAAAAAUUUUGGUAUACAUAAAUGUGGACACGAAAAAAAACCCAUAUCCGGAGCAAGUUGCUUGACAUCAAUGGUAAAAGAUAAUAUGAAAACCAGAUAUAUUAUUGCUACUCAGGACAAAUCACUACAAAAUGCUCUUUAUGUUCUUCCUGCUGUUCCUGUUAUGUAUUUUAAUGGUUUGAGUGUUAUUCUAAAAGCACCUUCACCAACUUCUAUUGAUCAUGCCAAUCAAAAGCGAUUAUCUAGAUUUAAUUUAACUGAACAUGAAACCAAUGUUUUGACAAGUAUGAAAAGUUCAAUUACAACAGAGUUAUGUAGUAAUGAAGAAUUAAAAGAUUAUCCUGGAGUAUUCAAAAGAGCUAAAGGACCUAAUCCACUUUCAUGCAAACCCAAAAAGAAGAAAAUUCACGAAGAUUGUAGUAUACCCAAAGUAGAAAAUAAACCAAAACGUAAAAGAAAUAGAGUUAAAAUAGCAAAACAUGUUAAAGAAGAAUUAAAAAAAAUGAAUAAGCCAAUUUCAAUAUCAUAAAAUAUUUAGGAACAUCUCAUAAAAUAAACAUUUCAAUAAUCAGCUAUAAAAUUAAGAUUAUUAAUGCUAACUUUUAUUAAUCAAUUGAUUAUUAUAUUUAACUGAAUUGUAUUAUAAAUAUAAUAAUGAUUUAUAUUCAAAAGUUAAAAAUUAUUUUAUAUUAAAUAAGAAGAAUUAAGUUAUAGUGGCUAGUGGCUCCAAUUACUAUGUAUAAGUAUUGCAGUACCUAAUUAAAAUGUGUGAUAUCAAUAUAUCAUGGCAGACAAUGGUGGUCCAUAUGAUAUAAGUAUACAAGUUAUAUAAUAUAUUGAAUAUAGUUGUAUACAAUUUAUCCUAUGUUUAAGUAUAAAAUAUUCAGUGUUUACUGAAACCUCUUAUCUUAGAUUUUGUUUUUAUGCAAUAACAUUUGAAACUGACAUUAGGGCUUCUGAUGGCAAAGGUAGCAUAUCUUACUCUAAAUUAAUGAGGCUACUACUAAAUUAAAAAAUUUAGUAUUUAAACUGUUUAAAAGUUUUAUGGUUCAGUAGUCUAUGUAGUCAGUAUAUAAUAUAGCCUUGUAGGCAAACGAAAAAUCGGUGAAGCCCAAAACAACUUUUUCAUGAAUUAUAGGUAAUGAAAUUUCUAUUUCUGAUAAAAAUUAAUUUUGAGUUAAUUUAAACAAUAUGGGAUUACCAUAGAGAUAUGCAAGGUGCAAUUCGAAACUUGAUCAGAUUCUUUUUAGGGGCAUAGUAAAAUGUAUAUUGUAUAUAUUAUAAUAUUUCAUUAGUACAAUAUUUUUAUGAAAAUUAUAAUGAUUUUAUUUGUCAUAUUUAUGAAAUAAAAUUUAAAAUAUUUAUAUA
Molecule: messenger RNA, 2105 nt
Organism: Aphis gossypii (cotton aphid)
Lineage: Eukaryota; Metazoa; Arthropoda; Insecta; Hemiptera; Aphididae
Product: rRNA-processing protein UTP23 homolog
Exons: 6
Coding region: 490-1266 (258 amino acids)
Cellular component (GO): nucleolus; small-subunit processome
Molecular function (GO): small ribosomal subunit rRNA binding
Source: RefSeq, a predicted model, not a curated record